This is a messenger RNA of Oncorhynchus kisutch (coho salmon), 7938 nucleotides long. It is a transcript of the gene zc3h4, whose product is annotated as zinc finger CCCH-type containing 4. Gene Ontology annotation, cellular component: nucleus. The transcript has 14 exons. Gene Ontology annotation, biological process: negative regulation of DNA-templated transcription. NCBI's taxonomy places the organism in Eukaryota, Metazoa, Chordata, Actinopteri, Salmoniformes, Salmonidae. The record is from RefSeq and is a predicted model, not a curated record. Bases 2524 to 6615 code for a protein of 1363 amino acids. Gene Ontology annotation, molecular function: metal ion binding; RNA binding.
AGUUAAAUUAAGAUGAAAUUAAGGUGGGGGAAAAAAUUGGCGUCCAAAAUGACCGAUUUCCGAUUGUUAUGAAAACUUGAAAUCGACCCUAAUUAAUCGGCCAUUCCGAUUAAUUGGUCGACCUCUAGUUGUAAGAGUAAGUUUUAAUUUAGUACAAGACAAGAUCGGGUUUGGCCAGACCCUAACAUCUCUUUGCACAGGCAAAUGGUUAGGCAUUCUCCCAGCCAAUGGGAGUGGCACACCUCUGCAGAAGUAUACGUUGGCUUGGCUGGCAUCUGAACUGAGCAAAAUCAUGAUAAAGUGUUUUCAUGAUAAACCUUUUUCCACAGAAUCCUCAAUACUUGUACCUGGCACCCCACUAGGGAAAGGGGCCAAGAGUCAGAGCUGUGUCAGUAGAGCCUUUGUUAUGUGUGUGCCCAUGUCAGUCUAUAGAACCCCCAGCAAUGCAAAGCUCUGCGCUCAUCAAGAAUGGCCUCCCUGCGCCUCUUGAGGGACGUGAGUGUUUGUGUGACUGCCAUGGCAGAUCUUGAUUUAAGGGUAGGCUGUGCUGAGUUAAAUUACGUGGACUCCAUUGUUUUAGGCCAGGUUGUAAAACCAUGCCAUUGACAAUGAAGGAGAAAAAAAAUGUUUAGAUUAAUUUGGUUUAUUUAAGAGUGACUAGGUCUAUAUGUGGUCCCUCUCUGGCUGAGAGUAAACUUAGGAUAACUAAAUGUAAGGAGGAGCGGGAGACUAGUAAGACCCAGCAACCCUCUGGCCCAGGAGGAAAGUCAUGUCCUAGAUAGGAACUUAGUACGUUGAUGAUUUGGUGUGGACCGUGUGGUGUGAGUAUAAAGAGAGAUCAGUUUACAUUUUAUUUGUUUCAAUUGGCCUAUAGGCCUAUGUGCACAGAUUGGGUCUGUAUGCUCACGAGUAUAGUCUAUUCUAUAGCCUACAUCUAACUCAUUGUUUUACUACCCAAACCAUUUCUGCGUACUUUGGACAAAAGUCAAUUCUAUUCCAGUCUGUAUUUGAAUAAUAAAAUAAAGGCCUAACCUGGACCAUUUUGAAAUUAGGCUAUACCAGACACUGAAAGCAAGGCUGUUACUCAAGCCUGCUCUGAUCAGUGUCAGCAAAUAUCUGUUAACUCUGUAGGCUGGACUCGAUGACUAAAGUGAGGCUUCAAAUGGACAUGGUGGUCAUAUCCUACUUAUCACCGCCACGCCUGCCUUAUUGUCACAGCAGUGUAUUUCAGUAAAUCAUGCAAUGGUGUCUCUGUGUGAAACUACACCUUGAAAGCUGGCAAGAGGGAAAAGUAUCUGUUUCUUGUUGUCUGUGUUCUCUAGUUACAUUUAGGUCUAGCUAUUCCAGUUGUAAUAUAGUUUGAGAUUUGUAUUGGUUGUUGGUUAAAUAUUUGUAAUCUCCUAUGCAAGCAUAUUGCAUGCUGUUGAGGACUGUUGAGAGAUGAAAUUGACUCUGUCUUCACUGAUAAAUAGCAGACUGUUUAAGAUUAUUUUGAUGUAAACACUUCUGUCUCCAUGCACAGGAAUGACUAACUCGAUUUCGAAAUGUCCUUGACAUAGUGUUGUAUGUUGAUGUUGAAUCCACCCUGCGUAAUGAAAGCCAACGGAUUGCCCAUGUCCAGUCCAGCAAGUUGGGACCUACUGAAUCGCCCUCCCCCAACCUGUUACAUCACAAUAGUUGCAUCACUCUCAACUUUUCCCAGACCAUAGAGACAAAACAGUGAAGCUCAGUGUACACACUACACUCACAUGGAAAUGUCAUACCUAUAUUGAAAUGCUGUUCACAGAGAAACUUGCUGUUAUUGAUUGCUGUCCCAUAUAUUAACUGCCAUAUAAUUUGUUUACCACAGAGCACACCCACCUUAUCCCUGACACGCCUCACAAACUUUACACCCUAGCAGUCCUAUCUCCAGCAUACAGUCGGUAGGCCUAUGCCGAUGUGGUCAAUCUAAUAAAAACAUGAUCUGGCCCUCUUGACUCUCUCAGCAGACACUAGGUCCUUCAUGUCACCCGCAAUAACAGCCAACCCAGUCACCCAACCACAACAUUCUUAACUCAUCAGAGUGUUACAGCAGAGCAGCCUACGGUGUGUCAUGGUUUGUGGGUGAACGGUGGUGUGACUGUUUGACGAGUUCAGACAAACGCAGCUCUCAGACAUUGUCAUAGGAUAACAACAGCUGAUUGGCCCUGCGGAUAACCGUGUUAUCUCCACUGUCAAGACAAACGUACAGAAACACACAAGGAAAUGCCAUAAUUAGCGUCUGAAACCUACAAAUUGAAUUACUCGAGUUAGAACAUGAGGGAAGUGACUCGCUCGGGCUAUACAAGUUAUAAAUAUAAAAUGUGUAAAACAGGUUCCUGAAACUCGCAAUGUUACCUCUACCAUGAAAAAGGAAUUAUCCAAAUUCCCAAACUAGCAGUCGCGGUUGUUAAUGCCAUUUUAUUCCACUGUACUUUUCCCCCAGACAAAAAGCUUUGAUCCCUGAUUGCUAUAGUCUUGUGUGUGGGGGUGUCUAGGAAUGGAAUGCUCACCACCCAGGAACCCUCUACCUGUCACAUACUGCGUGAGGAUGGUGAGUUGGAAGAGGGGGAGCUGGAGGAUGAUGGUGGAGAGGUGGAGGUGGCAGAGGAGCCCAGCGCCGGAGGAGGAGGAGAAGAUGAAGGUGAAGGAACAGCAGCAGCAGAGGCGGUCCCCCCAGAGAAAACUCACCGCAGCAAAGAGCGCCAUGCCAGCGGCGAUGAGAAGGAUGACGAGAAGGCCCGCCGCCACAAGAGGAAGAGGAGAAAAGAGAGGGAGCGGGAGAAGGAGAAGAGGAGAGCCAAGAAGAGACGCAAAUCCAAGCACAAACGCCAUGCCUCCUCCAGUGAUGACCACUCAGACUUUAGCGAUGACUCUGACUACAGCCCAGGUGAGAAGAGGAAGUAUCGGGACUAUAGCCCUACGUACACCCCUUCUUCCCUUGGAGGUUACCCACCAGCCCCGUCCUCCGGCCACGGGGGCCCCAUGUCUAAGAAGGGCAGCUACGUAAAGAUGGACAAGCAAGGCUACGGGGGCUACGGCGAUUAUGAAGAGGAGAACUACGAGGGAGAGGAGGACGAGGAGAUGGGUGAUGAAGACUACGAUGACUUUACCAAGGAGCUCAACCAGUAUCGCAAGGCCAAAGAGGGAGGCAGCGGCGAUGGAGGUGGAAGGGGCAACAGUCGCGGGGGCAGAGGUAGCAAAAAUGGGGUCAGAGGAGGUAAAGGUCGUAUGAAGAACCAACGAGGUCGAGGAGGCAUGAGAGGAGGAGGGCGUGGAGGUAGAGGAAGAGGAGGGAGCAGGGGUCGGGGGCGAGGGGGCAAGAUAGGUGGAGACAACGAGGAUGGAGAAGGGAUGAUGUACGGAGGAGGGGGAGGAGGAGGAGGAGGAGGAGACGAGAUGGAGUAUGGAGAUGAUGACUAUGACCACAUGGGUGAAGAUGACUAUGAUGAAUACUCUCAGUACAGGAAGUCCAAAGACCGUGGAAGGGGUGGCAAAGGUGGGCGGGGAAGGGGCCGUGGGAAACAAGGGCGUGGUAUGAACCGUGGAGGCCGAGGGCGGAACCGAGGGAGGGGCCGAGGGGGUGGAGACCAGGGUCACGAAGAGGACAACAAUGGAGACAUGGGGGACAUGGGGGAUGGAGGAGGAGGCCAGCACAACAAGCACCAGGGGGACAAGCACCAAGACAAGAAAGGGAAAGCUAUCUGCAAGUACUACAUGGAGGGCCGCUGUACUUGGGGGGAACACUGCAACUUCAGCCACGAUAUUGAGCUGCCCAAGAAGAAAGAACUCUGCAAGUUCUACAUCACCGGCUUCUGCGCGCGGGCUGAAAACUGCCCCUACAUGCAUGGUGAUUUCCCCUGCAAGCUGUUCCACACCACCGGUAGCUGCGUGAAUGGAGACGAAUGCAUGUUCUCCCACGAGCCUCUUACCGACGACACCCAAGACCUGCUAAACAAGAUGCUUGCGGAGGAUGCCGAGGCUGGAGCUGAGGAUGAGAAGGAGGUGGAGGAGCUAAAGAAGCAGGGGAUCAACCCCCUUCCCAAGCCUCCUCCAGGGGUGGGCCUGCUCCCGACACCGCCCAGACCAGGGCCGCCUGACAACUCUGGCUCUGGGGACUUUGGACCUCCUGGGCCACCACAGGGCCCCAUGUCCCCCAACGGCCUCCCCGGCCCAGGGCCUACCCAAGGGCCCGGUCCCUGUCCUGGCCCCCCUCCCCCCUACCCAGAAAGUGGCCCCUACCAAGGCCCUCCCAACCCCAAUGGUCCCCCACCACCAUCCAUGGGCCCCCCACCCCCCUGCUCCGGCAACGGUGGGAAGAAGAUCCCCUCACUGUUUGAGAUCAAGGUGCAGCCCACGGGACAGCUAGCUCAGAAACUAGCUAAUCACAGAGGUCAGACCCCAGGAACUGCCACAGGCCAAGCUGGCGCAACUGGCCCCCAAGGGCUCCCCGGUGGGCCUGGUGGGCCUCCGCCUCGGUUCCCCCCACCUGGCAUGAUGCCCCCAGACAUGUCAAUGGGUCCUCCCCCGCCCAUGGGCCCCGGAGGACCCCCCAUGAUGCCAGGCUUUGGCUCAGAAGGGGGGCCCAUGAUGCCACCCGGACCUCCUCCAGGGGGUAACUUCUUUGACAGCUUCUUCAACCAGCAGCAAGACAUGAAUAUGGACGGGGUGGAGGAGGAAGGUGAUGACUUCCAGGGCUUUGGAGGGAUGGACGAGAAAGAAGGAAGAGGAUCGGGAGGAAACCAGAGCUCCAUGGGAGGCCCGGACGUCCCUGCUAACGGAGGCUCAGCCAGUCAGCAGGCGGGGAUGGGCAUGCCCGACUUCCUGCCGCCGGCCCAGCGCAUGCUGUUCCUGAGAAUCCAGCAGAAACAGCAGGAGGACGAGGAGAGGGCCAGACUAGCCAAGGGGGGAGGAGAGAGGGAUGUGGACGGUGACUCAGCUAACUGGUACUCCAGUGAGGAUGAGGAUGGAGGCGGCAGUGUCACAUCCAUUUUGAAGACGCUCCGCCAGCAGAGCCAGGGGCCCCCCAAACCUGAGGGCCCCCCCAGCGACCCCCGCCUCCAGAAAGGCUCCCCAGCGCACCCCCCCAUCCGACCGGCGGACCCCCGCCAGGGGGACCCCCGGCUGGCUCGUGAUCCCCGCCUCUCCCGGGCCACAGACUCUGCCCAGGCCUUGGACUCUCCCAACCCCUCCUCGGCAUCCACCGUCACCCCUGCAGACCCCCGCCUGGCCCGGCUUGCUACCGUCACCCUCACCCCUAAACCAGACGCCCCCCUGGUGUACAAGCCCCCGCCCCUCACGGCUCCCCCUGCAGAAGAGGAGGAGACGGAGAGGGUUUUGAGGGACAAGCCUGUGCCCAUCCCCCUGGACCCCCUGAUGGGCAUGGCCCUGAGGGACCCGCGCUCCCAGCUGAAGCAAUUCAGCCACAUCAAGAAGGACAUUCUCCUGCACAUGCCCCCGUACGCUAAGACAGUGACAUGGAACCCUGAGGACCUCAUCCCCAUCCCAAUCCCUAAACAGGACCUCCUCCCCCUCCCCCCAGGCAUCCCCCCUGUUUCAGCCAUGGACCCCCGCCUCUCACGCAGCCAGCAGCGGAUCCACACGGCGGCCCUCCCCACUACCCCACCCAUCCCCCCUCCCUCCUUAGAACCCCCCGCCCCAGCCUCCUCCUCCCUCCCAGACUUUGAGCUGCUCUCUCGCAUCCUCAAGACUGUUAACGCCUCAUCCGGCCCCUCGCAGUCAUCCCCUCCUCUCCCCCUCGUCCCUCCAACAACCCUCUUGCCGGCGCCUCCUGCUUUGUUGCCCACCCCUGUCGACAAGCCUGCCGAUCCUCGAAUGGCCCGCAAAGCCCCCGCUGACCCACGGCUCCAGCCGCAGAAAUCUGCCCUGAAGCAGCCUUCAGAGUCCCCUGUCCCCCCUCUGACGGUCUCCCCGGUAGCCCCUCCACCCACCUCCGGUUCCUCCUCCCCAACCAUCGCCCCCUACGACCCUCGGCUACUGUCUGCAGGUGGGGUGGGCCGUGGAGGGGGAGCGGGUGCAGUUGGUGGCAGCAGUGUGCUGAGUGGGAUCAGUCUAUAUGACCCCCGGACUCCUAGUGCAGGUAAACUUGAGGGCCCUGGUGCCACCACAAACACAACCCCCAGCAGCGGCCCCACAGAGCCCAAACCCAUUGAGGCAGCACCAGCCAAGCCCAAGGCCAAGGAGCCCCUAUUUGUCCGUAAGUCUGCCCUGGACCAGCCGGAGCCAGAGAAGAGUAGCGAGCAGUCCACUGACCGCUACAACAGCUAUAACCGGCCCAGGCCCAAGCCUGCACCCUCGCCGUCCACCGGAGGUCCUGCUGCCUCUGGCUCCUCCACGGCCGGACAGGGUCCCCCUGGUGCUGCUGAGCAGGCCCCGGCGGGUGUCCACAACCUGCCUGUGUCCUCACUCUUCACCAUGGUGAAACAGGCCAGCAAGCCCAGCGGCUCCGGCAGCCCCUUUGGUGGGAACAGCCCUGCCCAGCCUGGCGACACCACCACCACCACGGAGCAGGACAAUGCUUCUCUGAAGGAGGUUUUCAAAGGCUUUGACCCCACGGCAUCACCCUUCUGCCAGUGAUAUCUGCACCUAUCCACCUGGCUGGUCGAAUAUUGUUUUAGACACGAACACUGAACACAUCAGCAAGGAGCGCACUGAGGCGGGAGCCGGACUGGCCACAGACGGUGAACGUUUGAACGUGUUGGCCAGGCGUCACACCUGCAGUGUUUGCUAAUGAGAUUCUAUAACAAACUUUGGGGCCGGGGAGGGAGGGGGUGUGGGAGGCAGGGAUAUGUUGUAGUCUGGGAAAGAGAGACCUCUAUUUUAAAACAAACAGAUGUAUAAAUAAAUGUAUUCCCUUUAUGAGAGUUCCUCCCUGCUUUAAGAGAAAACAAUUGUUGGACAACAGUAACAUAAGCGUCCACAGAUUUAAAUGGGCUGUACUUCCUCAUUUAUGAUCCUCCUAGUCCUGUUCAUUUUCCUUUGCAUUUGUUUGUAACUCCAGUCUCCAAACUCUCCCUUUAUCAACCGUUCUGUCCCAUCCCACCAACCCUUUCAGGUCACUGACUUCCACUGUCGCCGUGGGAAGAAUUCUUGUCAAUCAUUGUAUCUUUUCUAGUUCAAUCGCAGGCUAAGAUAACACAUAGAGAACAUUUACUGCCAAUCCCUCUGCCUGUAGCGUUAUAACAGUACAGUAUAUUAUAUAUGAAUACAACUCUUUUGUUUGCUUGAUUUGAAGUAAUUUCUUUGUGCUUUUCUGUCUGUUAUCUGUCGGCUGUCUCUUCUUUUUUAAUAUUUGAGCCCUCUGUUCUUUCAGCACUGUGUUCUCUCUAGCCUCUUCUGUCUGUUUGUUUGUUGUGUGUCGGGGUGAUGCCUAUGACUAUGUUGGCCAUGUUGGUCCCACCACCCCACACACCCCUGCUUGAGGUUCCACUCACCUCUCUGCCACUGAGUCAGAACUGUAUAAUUGAAAACCACAACGGUCAUGAGUGUCCGUCUGUCAUGUGUGAGUUAUGAUCAUUUUAAUUUAUUUUUUUUAUACUUAUAUCUGCCUGUCUCCUCCCUAUGUCACAUGACAGUUAAAUCAAAUCAUUUGGUGAGAGAGACUUCCCGCCUGCAUUUAAGUGCGAUGCAGCCUGUAACCGUGAGAGGAGAAACAGACACUGACAUUCUUGUUUUGUUGAAGUUUCAAACAAAUAAAAUAAACUCACAAUUCUGUAGAGGUAUGAAAAGUCUGGGGUGACCUGGCUACAAAAGUGUCUUUUUUUUGUUUUCCCUUUGCAAAAAGUGACUGCUUUGUAAAUUGAACAGUGUCCUGUUUGAUGAGAGGUACCAUUUUGUAACCAUUCACUGUAGGGGAGGUUGUUAAGUAUUUAAUAAAGGCGAUAUGUGAUCAACCAGUAA